UCCUUCCCAGCUGUAAAGCACACGCUAGUCGUAGCCGGAGUUGAAAGUGAAGAAAUGUCGUUUUGUUCAUUUUCCCGUGGAGAAGUUUUUAAAAACCACUUUAAACCAGGAAUUUACGUUUGCGCCAAGUGUGAAAACCAGCUUUUCUCGAGCCACUCAAAGUAUGAGCACUCCUCUCCCUGGCCGGCCUUCACUGAGACUGUACAUGAGGACAGUGUGUCCAAACAUAAGGAGAGACCAAACGCUUACAAGGUGCGGUGUGGGAAGUGUGAAAAUGGACUGGGCCACGAGUUCGUGAAUGACGGGCCAGGCAAAGGGUUGUCCCGCUUCUGAAUAUUCAGCAGCUCACUGAAGUUCGUCCCUAAAGAUAAGGUUGAUGGACAGUAGAGUGAGCUGGAAGGAGGACGUGUUGUUGGACCUGUAGACGUUUCUUAGUGCUGCUCUCAGUGCGGUCAGUGUAUGAGGAGUUCUGGGACAAAGCCCAGUCUGGGAGCACCAGACCUCUGAUGGAUGGUGGCUUCACUGGACAGUCAAAAUAGACUGGUCUUGGCAUCAACUAUUUAUGCAAUCAAUACCUACUUAUUGAACAGCUAAGUGCAGGAAAAAAAAAAUACAAAUAAAUUGUAUUUUCAUUAAAUAUACUAUUUUUAAUAGCAAUAAUAUCACAGUUGGCUGCCACUUUUUGCAGUACACCUGAUGAGCUUUAUGUAAAUGGUACACAAUAAUAAUAAUAAUAACUUUGAUUUAUAAAGUGCCUUUCAUGAAACCCAAGGUCGCUGUACAAGUAGAAACAAAUCCACAUGACUGAAAUGCAAAGAACUGCAAUGAAUAUAAAAUAAAAACUUUUUUCUCUUUA
Solea solea (common sole) is the source of this 856-nucleotide messenger RNA. Its product is annotated as methionine-R-sulfoxide reductase B1-A-like. The record is from RefSeq and is a predicted model, not a curated record. The transcript has 4 exons. Lineage: Eukaryota; Metazoa; Chordata; Actinopteri; Pleuronectiformes; Soleidae. Gene Ontology annotation, molecular function: peptide-methionine (R)-S-oxide reductase activity.